AAUGAUGCUACAUCUACAGUAACCUCCACAGAUGCUACAUCUACAGCUACAUCGACAGUAACCAACACUGAUGCUACAUCUACAGUAACCAACACUGAUGCUACAUCUAUAGUAACCAACACUGAUGCUGCUACAUCUACAGUAACCAGCACUGGUGAUACAUCUACAGUAACCACCAAUGAUGCUCCAUCUACAGUAACCAACACUGAUGCUGCAUCUACAGUAACCACCAAUGAUGCUUCAUCUACAGUAACCAACACUGAUGCUACAUCUACAGUAACAAAGAAUGAUGCUGCAUCUUCACUAACCAACACUAAUGCUACAUCUACAGUAACCACAAAUGAUCCUGCUCCUACAGUAACCACAUAUCAUGCUGCUCCAAAAGUAACCAACACUGAUGCUGCAUCUACAGUAAUCAACACUGAUGCUACAUCUACAGUAAGCACAGAUGAUCCUGCUCCUACAGUAACCACCCAUCAUGCUGCUCCUACAGUAACCAACACUGAUGCUGCAUCUACAGUAAUCAACACUGAUGCUACAUCUACAGUAACCAACAAUGAUGCUACAUCUAUAGUUUCCAACACUGAUGAUACAUCUACAGUAACCACCAAUGAUGCUACAUCUAUAGUAACAAACAAGGAUGCUGCAUCUACAGUAACCAACACUGAAGCUGCUCCUACAGUAACCAACACUGAUGCUACAUCUACAGUAACCAAUAAUAAUGCUACAUCUACAGUAACCAAUACUGAUGCUACAUCUACAGUAACAAACACUGAUGCUGCUCCUACAGUAACCAACACUGAUGUAACCACCUAUGAUGAUGCUCCUACAGUAGCCAACAAUGAUGCUGCAUCUACAGUAACCAACACUGAUACUACAUCUACAGUAGCCAAAAAUGAUGCUGCAUCUACAGUAACCAACAAUGGUCAUACAUCUACAGUAACCAACACUGAUGCUUCAUCUACAGUAACCAACAAUGAUGAUGCUCCUACACUAGCCAACACUGAUGCUGCAUCUACAGUAACCAACACUGAUCCUACAUCUACAGUAACCACCUAUGAUGCUGCUCCUACAGUAGCCAACACUGAUGCUGCAUCUACGGUAGCCAACACUGAUGCUGUAUCUACAGUAGCCAACACUGAUGCUGCUCCUACAGUAGCCAACAAUGAUGCUGCAUCUACAGUAGCCAACACUGCUGCUGCUCCUACAGUAACCAACACUGAUGAUACAUCUACAGUAACCAUAACCAUCAAUGAUGCUACAUCUACAGUAACCCCCAAUGAUGCUACCUCUGCAGUAACCAUCAAAGAUGCUUCAUCUACAGUAACCAGCACUGGUGAUACAUCUGCAGUAACCACCAAUGAUGCUUCAUCUUCAGUAACAAACACUGAUGCUGCAUCUACAGUAAUCAACACUGAUCCUACAUCUACAGUAACCACCACUGAUGCUACCUCUGCAGUAACCAUCAAUGAUGCUACAUCUACAGUAACCCCCAAUGAUGCUACCUCUGCAGUAACCAUCAAAGAUGCUUCAUCUACAGUAACCAACACUGUAACCAACUAUGAUGCUGCUCCUACAGUAACCAACACUGAUGGUACAACCCCAGUUACCACCAAUGAUGCUACACCUCCAGUGACCAACAAUAAUGCUACAUCUGCAGUAACCAAUGAUGCUACAUCUACAGUAACCAACACUGAUGCUACGUCUACAGUAGCCAACACUGAUGCUACGUCUACAGUAGCCAACACUGAUGCUACGUCUACAGUAGCCAACACUGAUGCUACGUCUACAGUAGCCAACACUGAUGCUGCAUCUACAGUAACCAACACUGAUCUUACAUCUACAGUAACCAACUAUGAUGCUGCUCCUACAGUAACCAACACUGAUGCUACAACCCCAGUUACCACCAAUGAUGCUACACCUCCAGUGACCAACAAUGAUGCUACAUCUACAGUAACCAACAAUAAUGCUACAUCAACAGUAACCAACACUGAUGCUACAUCUACAGUAGCCAACACUGAUGCUGCAUCUACAGUAACCAACAAUGAUGCUGCUCCUACAGUAACCAACACUGAUGUAACCAACACUGAUGCUACAUCAACAGUAACAAACACUGAUGCUACAACCCCAGUUACCACCAAUGAUGCUACACCUCCAGUGACCAACACUGAUGCUACAACCCCAGUUACCACCAAUGAUGCUACACCUCCAGUGACCAACAAUAAUGCUACAUCUACAGUAACCAACAAUGAUGCUACAACCCCAGUUACCACCAAUGAUGCUACAUCUACAGUAACCAACACUGAUGCUACAACCCCAGUUACCACCAAUGAUGCUACACCUCCAGUGACCAACAAUGAUGCUACAUCUACAGUAACCAACACUGAUGCUUCAUCAACAGUAACCAACAAUGAUGCUACAUCUACAGUAACCAACACUGAUGCUACAUCAACAGUAACAAACACUGAUGCUACAACCCCAGUUACCACCAAUGAUGCUACACCUCCAGUGACCAACACUGAUGCUACAACCCCAGUUACCACCAAUGAUGCUACACCUCCAGUGACCAACAAUAAUGCUACAUCUACAGUGACCAACAAUGAUGCUACAACCCCAGUUACCACCAAUGAUGCUACAUCUACAGUAACCAACACUGAUGCUACAACCCCAGUUACCACCAAUGAUGCUACACCUCCAGUGACCAACAAUGAUGCUACAUCUACAGUAACCAACACUGAUGCUACACCUCCAGUGACCAACACUGAUGCUACAUCUACACCUCCAGUGACCAACAAUGAUGCUACAUCUACAGUAACCAACACUGAUGCUACAACCCCAGUUACCACCAAUGAUGCUACACCUCCAGUGACCAACACUGAUGCUACAUCUACAGUAACCAACAAUGAUGCUACAACCCCAGUUACCACCAAUGAUGCUACAUCUACAGUAACCAACACUGAUGCUACAACCCCAGUUACCACCAAUGAUGCUACACCUCCAGUGACCAACACUGAUGCUACAUCUACAGUAACCAACACUGAUGCUACACCUCCAGUGACCAACACUGAUGCUACAUUAACCAACACUGAUGCUACACCUCCAGUGACCAACAAUGAUGCUACAUCUACAGUAACCAACAAUGAUGCUACACCUCCAGUUACCACCAAUGAUGCUACAUCUACAGUAACCAAUGAUGCUACAACCCCAGUUACCACCAAUGAUGCUACAUCUGCAGUAACCAAUGAUGCUACAACCCCAGUUACCACCAAUGAUGCUACAUCUGCAGUAACCAAUGAUGCUACAACCCCAGUUACCACCAAUGAUGCUACAUCUGCAGUAACCAAUGAUGCUGCAAUCCCAGUUACCAACAAUAAUGCUGCAUCUACAGUAAUCACAAAUGAUGAUGCUCCUACAGUAACCAACAAUCACAAUGAUGUGACAUCUACAGUAACAACCCUUGCUGCGAAGACCAAAGGUCUUCCCAAGUUUAAGAUUUCUCUUCUGCCAUGA
Haliotis rufescens (red abalone) is the source of this 3510-nucleotide messenger RNA. RefSeq names its product serine-rich adhesin for platelets-like. The annotation marks the transcript as partial. The record is from RefSeq and is a predicted model, not a curated record. Lineage: Eukaryota; Metazoa; Mollusca; Gastropoda; Lepetellida; Haliotidae. The transcript has 9 exons.